UCACUGUCCCUCCUUCCCCGGUCACGGCUCCUCCUCUAUCCCUGUGGUUGGCCGUUGUUUUCCCGCUUUCGCACAGAACCGCCAUUUUAAAUAAAAAUAUCGAAGUGGGGGGAACUCGCCCUCCCGGACCCAUCUUCCGCAACUUCCUUCAGGCUAUCCGGGACUCAUCAAGGCCCACCUCUCCCGCCCCCGGCAUCCCCUCCCGCCCAGCGCCAGGCCUGCCUGUCCAUCCUCCCGCCGCCAGUGCGCACUCCCUGCCCGCCCCGGGCCGAGCACAGGAUAAGAAACAUGGAUUUUGAAGAAGCAUCUGAAACUCUGCCUAAAGAGGAGUCUGAAACCACUGAGAAGCCUGCAGAGGAAAAGACAACUGGAGAUGCUGCAAAUGGAAGUGAGGCAGAGGGAAAUGAAGAGGAGGAGGAAGAAGAAGAGGAUGAUGACGACGAGGAGGAAGAAGAUGAAGAUGAGAAAAAAGAAAAGUCUCUUAUUGUAGAGGGUAAGAGGGAGAAGAAAAAGGUGGAAAGACUGAGCUUGGAAAUGACCAUAGUAAAAAAGGAACCCGUCUUAACUGAAGGAAAGGGACAGAAGCUCUAUGAUAUUGAGCGAAUCCAGUACUUCCUGAGAAAAAAGAAGUGUGAUGAGCUGCGACCUUUACACCGGCUGCUUUUUAACAGACUGGGCACGGUGAACUUGGUAAAGAAGAAUAUUGGCCAGUUCAAUGGAUUUCCAUUUGACAAAGACAGUGAACUGUAUAAGAAAAAAGAAGACAUGCUAAAAAAGUUUAAAAAGAGUGACCUGAAAAAUAUCUGUGGUGUUCUUGAUUUGGAAAAGUCUGGGGUGAACAGUGAACUGAUAUCGAAAAUAAUGAAUUUUCUUAUGGAGCCAAAAUCUACGGGAAAGUCGUUGCCAAAAUCCAAAGCUAAGCCUCAAAAAAGUGGCAAAAAGGAGCGAAGUAGUUCAGGAUCUGCUCGGAAGUCCAAAAAUAGCAAGUCAAAUGUGAUCCUAAGUGAUGAGUCAAGCAGUGAAGAUGAGAAAAAAGACAAAGAGGAGUCUUCAGAGGAAGAAAAGGAAAGUGAUGAGGAAGAAGAGCCUCCGAAGAAAACUUCUAAAAAAGAAAAACCCAAGCCGAAAUCAACACCUAAGAGUAAGAAAGCAACUAAGUCUUCACACGUCAAAAAAGCAGACAGCAGUACUACCAACAAAAAGAGUACAGGCAGCUCCAAAAAGGAAAAGGUUGUAGAAUCCGAGAGUGAAUCUGAUGACAGCUCUGAUGAUGAACCUUUGAUCAAAAAGUUGAAGAAGCCACCUACUGAUGAUGAAUUGAGAGAAACUGUAAAAAAGUUAUUGGCUGAUGCUAAUCUUGAAGAUGUCACUAUGAAGCAGAUCUGCAAAAAGGUGAAUGAAAGUUAUCCCAAUUAUGAUUUAUCUCCCAGAAAAAAAUUCAUCAAAGCCACAGUAAUGGAGUUGAUUUCAUGAUUUCUAUUUUACAUGAGGAAUUAUUAUUGACUCUUGGAAUAUGCUCCUAUGGAUCACAAGCUCUGAGAAUCAGAUACCAGCAAACUUUGUUUUUACCACUUUGGGUACAAAAGGUUCUUGUUUUUUAUGCAGAUGUUUGUUUUAUUCUCAUUUUGUGUUUAAUGCUAAUGUAAAUUGCUUAAUUAAAAGCUGUUCUUUUUAAAGUGAUUUCAAAUGGUGUUUUGUUAGCUUGCAUAUUUUUAUUUUGUUUGGGGUCCAAAUACUUCUUUGGUGCAAGACUUUUUCAAAUGCUGGUAUGUCAGAAUAGCAUUUGAUUUGAAGGGAUUAUUUUGUAUAAAUCAUAAUUUUUUACAUCUGAAAAGUUCUGUUUUAAAUCUAUAUUAAGAAGAAGCAAGUGAUUUUGAAACUAGUGAAACCUAAUAAUUUACUCAUUUUUGCAUCAUUUAGUUUGAGAUUCAAAUAAGAAUCUUUCCAAAACCAUUUUAUAAUUGUGACUAGCUAUUAUUUUUUGCCCUGUGGAUUUACAAGGCAUAUAAAG
Molecule: messenger RNA, 2011 nt
Organism: Pelobates fuscus (common spadefoot toad)
Lineage: Eukaryota; Metazoa; Chordata; Amphibia; Anura; Pelobatidae
Gene: DEK
Product: DEK proto-oncogene
Exons: 11
Coding region: 289-1473 (394 amino acids)
Biological process (GO): chromatin organization; regulation of double-strand break repair
Cellular component (GO): nucleus
Molecular function (GO): DNA binding; histone binding
Source: RefSeq, a predicted model, not a curated record